Messenger RNA from Frieseomelitta varia, 1135 nucleotides. Its product is annotated as acetylcholinesterase-like. Lineage: Eukaryota; Metazoa; Arthropoda; Insecta; Hymenoptera; Apidae. Gene Ontology annotation, biological process: choline metabolic process; acetylcholine catabolic process. The record is from RefSeq and is a predicted model, not a curated record. Gene Ontology annotation, cellular component: plasma membrane. The coding region runs from base 1 to 747 and encodes 248 amino acids. Gene Ontology annotation, molecular function: acetylcholinesterase activity. The transcript is spliced from 7 exons.
AUGGGGACGUAUUUCAUCCUAUACGACUUCAACGACAUCUUUGAGAAGGAUCAACCCAGUUUCCUGGAACGAGAAAGGUUUCUCGGCAUCAUCAACACCAUCUUCAAGAACAUGUCUCAGAUCGAGCGAGAAGCCAUUACUUUCCAGUACACGGACUGGGAGGAUGCUUACAAUGGCUACAUCUACCAGAAAAUGGUCGCGGACGUGGUCGGCGACUACUUCUUCAUCUGUCCGUCGAUCCACUUCGCCCAACUGUUCGCCGAUCGCGGCAUGAAGGUCUACUACUACUUCUUCACUCAGAGGACGAGUACGAACCUGUGGGGCGAGUGGAUGGGGGUGAUGCACGGUGACGAGGUCGAGUACGUGUUUGGCCAUCCUCUGAACACGUCGCUCAAGUACAGCGGCAAGGAACGAGACCUGUCCUUCAGGAUGAUACUCUACUUCUCCAAGUUCGCGUAUUCGGGGAAGCCGACGGAUGAUGAGUCCGAGUGGCCGCCAUAUUCGAGGGACGAACCGCAGUAUUUCAUCUUCGAUGCGGAGAAAAUAGGCUUUGGGAAAGGACCACGCACCACGUACUGUGCUUUCUGGAACGACUUCCUGCCAAAGUUGAAAGGAGUGCCAGAUCCAGCACCGGAAGCCUGUAACAGCGCGAUAGCGUCGAGCGUGUCCGCGGGCGCUGGCGAACUGGCCAACUCCCUGGCGAUCACCGCGCUGUCCUCGAUCCUGGUGCUGUCGAGAGUGAUUUAAAAGCCAAAGGCUGGGAAGCUUCCGCUGUCGACGUGAAAACCCCAGGAAAAAUAAAAAAAAGAAAAAAGAGAAAAGAGAGAGAGAGAGAAAAAACGGAGAGAAAAGGUUCUCGAACGAGCUUAACGAUCGGAGGAGCGAGAGAGAGAGAGAGAGAGAGAGGGACUGGCGCUCGUCUCGCGGCAAACGGCACGCUGAAACAUGAAUCUUCCAUUUGGUACAUAUCACCUAUAUAAAUAUAUCAUAUAUAGCGAGAGUUGAUUCUAUCGUUAGAGAUCUUUUCGUAGCUAGAGCAUCGAGCGUUUUAAUCACCGUGUGACGGCGCGUGCACGCAUUAAAAGAAAAGAAGAAAAACGAAAAAAAGAAAAAAAAAAAAACCAAAGAAAAGCGU